CGCACCUGCCUGGCCAUGAUGAGCUUCGGCGGCGCGGACGCGCUGCUGGGCGCCCCGUUAGCGCCGCUGCACGGAGGCGGCAGCCUGCAUUAUGCGCUGGCCCGGAAGGGCGGCUCGCGUUCGGCGGCCGGCUCCUCCAGCGGAUUUCACUCGUGGGCUCGGACGUCCGUGAGCUCCGUGUCAGCCUCGCCCAGCCGCUUCCGUGGCGCAGGCGCCGCCUCAAGCACCGACUCGCUAGAUACGCUGAGCAACGGGCCAGAGGGCUGCAUGGUGGCGGCGGCUGCGGCGCGUAGCGAAAAGGAGCAGCUGCAAGCCCUCAAUGACCGCUUCGCGGGCUACAUCGACAAGGUGCGGCAGCUUGAGGCGCACAACCGCAGCCUGGAGGGAGAGGCUGCCGCGCUGCGACAGCAGCAGGCAGGCCGCGCAGCCAUGGGUGAGCUGUACGAGCGCGAGGUGCGCGAGAUGCGCGGCGCAGUGCUGCGCCUGGGCGCGGCGCGGGGCCAGCUGCGCCUUGAGCAGGAGCACCUACUCGAGGACAUCGCACACGUGCGCCAGCGCCUCGACGACGAGGCCCGGCAGCGCGAAGAGGCUGAGGCUGCGGCGCGCGCACUAGCGCGCUUCGCCCAGGAGGCCGAAGCUGCGAGAGUCGAGCUGCAGAAAAAGGCGCAGGCACUGCAGGAGGAGUGCGGCUACCUGCGACGCCACCACCAGGAGGAGGUGGGCGAGCUGCUCGGUCAGAUCCAGGGUUGCGGCGCUGCGCAGGCGCAGGCGCAGGCCGAGGCGCGCGACGCCCUGAAGUGCGACGUGACGUCGGCGCUGCGUGAGAUCCGCGCGCAACUCGAAGGCCAUGCUGUGCAGAGCACGCUGCAGUCAGAGGAGUGGUUUCGAGUGAGGCUGGACCGACUGUCAGAGGCAGCUAAAGUGAAUACAGAUGCCAUGCGCUCAGCCCAGGAGGAGAUAACUGAGUACCGGCGUCAGCUGCAGGCCAGGACCACAGAGUUGGAGGCUCUGAAAAGCACCAAGGAUUCCCUGGAGAGGCAGCGCUCUGAGCUAGAGGACCGUCAUCAGGCUGACAUUGCAUCCUACCAGGAAGCCAUUCAGCAGCUGGACACUGAGCUGAGGAACACCAAGUGGGAGAUGGCAGCCCAGCUCCGAGAAUACCAGGACCUGCUGAAUGUCAAGAUGGCUCUGGAUAUUGAGAUUGCUGCUUAUAGAAAACUUCUGGAAGGUGAAGAGUGUCGGAUUGGCUUUGGCCCAAGUCCUUUCUCUCUUCCAGAGGCACUCCCGAAAAUUCCCUCCAUAUCCACUCACAUAAAAGUCAAAAGUGAAGAGAAGAUCAAGGUGGUAGAAAAGUCAGAGAAGGAAACUGUGAUUGUGGAGGAACAGACAGAAGAGAUCCAAGUAACUGAAGAAGUGACGGAAGAAGAGGAGAAAGAGGCCAAAGAGGAGGAAGGCAAGGAAGAAAAAGAGGGAGAAGAGGAAGAAGCAGAAGAGGGAAAAGAAGAAGCAGAAGAGGGAAAAGAAGAAGCAGAGUCUCCCUCAGCAGAAGAGGCUGCAUCCCCAGAAAAGGAAACCAAGUCCCCUGUGAAGGAAGAAGCCAAGUCACCAGCUGAGGAAAAGUCCCCAGUGAAAGACGAGGCCAAGUCACCAGCUGAGGCCAAGUCCCCAGCCAAGGAAGAGGCUAAGUCACCAAUCGAGGCCAAGUCUCCAGAGAAGGCCAAGUCCCCCGUGAAAGGUGAAGCAAAAUCACCAGCUGAGGUCAAGUCUCCUGAGAAGGCCAAGUCCCCGGUGAAGGAAGAAGCAAAGUCACCAGCUGAGGCCAAGUCCCCAGUAAAAGAAGAGGCAAAAUCACCAGCUGAGGUCAAGUCUCCUGAGAAGGCCAAGUCCCCAGUGAAGGAAGAAGUGAAGUCCCCAGAGAAAGCCAAGUCCCCAGUGAAGGAAGAAACAAAGUCCCCUGAGAAGGCCAAGUCGCCAGUGAAGGAAGAGGCCAAGUCUCCAGUUGAGGUAAAAUCCCCUGAAAAGGCCAAGUCCCCAGUGAAAGAAGAAGCAAAGUCCCCAGAGAAAGCCAAGUCACCAGUGAAGGAGGAGGUGAAGUCCCCAGAGAAAGCCAAGUCCCCAGCAAAGGAAGAAGCCAAGUCCCCAGUGAAGGAAGAAGCCAAGUCCCCAGUGAAGGAAGAAGCAAAGUCCCCAGAGAAAGCCAAGUCCCCAGUGAAGGAAGAAGCAAAGUCCCCAGAGAAAGCCAAGUCCCCAGUGAAGGAAGAAGCAAAGUCCCCAGAGAAGGCCAAGACUCUAGAUGUAAAGUCUCCAGAAGCCAAGACUCCAGUGAAGGAGGAAGCACGGUCCCCUCCAGACACCAGAUCCCCUGACAAGGCCAAAAGCCCUGUCAAGGAGGAGGCCAAAUCCCCAGAGAAGGUCAAAUCCCCUGAGAAGGAGGUCCCAAAGAAAGAAGAGGUGAAAUCACCCGUGAAGGAGGAGGAGAAACCCAAAGAGUCCCCAAAGAAGGCAGAAGAGAAGGCUCCAGCCACACCCAAAACUGAGGAGAAGGACAGCAAGAAAGGCGAGGCUCUCAAGAAGGAGGCUCCAAAGCCCGAGGUGGAGGCCAAGAAGGAAGCUGCUGUCGAGAAGCCCAAAGAAUCCAAAGUUGAGGCCAAGAAGGAAGAGACAGAGGAUAAGAAGAAAGCAGCGACCCCGGAGAAGGAGGCUCCUGCCAAGGCGGAGGUGAAGGAAGAAGCUAAACCCAAAGACAAGACUGAGGUACCCAAGAAGGAAGCCGAACCCAGCAAACCAGCAGAGAAGGAACCAGAAAAGCCAAAGAAAGAAGAGGCAGCAGCAGUACCCGAAAAGAAAGACACCAAGGAGGAGAAGGCUGCAGAGGCCAAGAAGCCAGAGGAGAAACCCAAAACGGAGGCCAAGGCCAAGGAGGACGACAAGGGUGUCUCCAAGGAGCCCAGCAAGGAGGCCCCCACACCCAGCAAACCCAAGAUGGAAAAGGCUGAAAAAUCCUCUAGCACGGACCAAAAAGACAGCAAGCCUGCAGAGAAGGCCACAGAGGACAAGGCCACCAAGGGGGAAAAGUAAGGCAGUAAGAAAGGAACCCCAGAGCAGCCAAAGAAACUCAGGAGGGUCCCAGAACUCAAGGGUCAGUCUAAUGAAUUUUCAUUUUUUUCCUCCCUUUUUGUUCUAUAAGAAAAAAAACAUGCUUUGAUGUCGGGCCUUCCUUCACCAAACAGGAUUUUCUGUUAACAAUAUGGUAGCAAGAGAGGGCACUCCCAGUUCCUGACCCCCUCCCUACCCCAUGUCCCAAACCCUCUCCAGGCGAUGGACAACUAUGUUAUGAUAGCUUAUGUAGCCGAAUGUGAUAAUAUGCCGAAUGCUACACGUAAACACUUGACUACAAAAACUGCCCCCCUCCUCUCCAAAUAAGUGCAUUUACUUCCUGUAUGUACUGACAGAUGACCGCAAUAAUGAAUGAGCAGUUAGAAACACAUUAUGCUUGAGAUGUCUUAACCUAUUCCCGAAUGCCUUCUGUUUUCCAAAGGAGUGGUCAAGCCCUUGCCCAGCAUUCUCUUAUUCUGCAAGAGCGGGAGCCCAUGAGGCUGGGCACUGGCCACUGAAUCACAACAGGGCGCACUUUCCACUGGAGUCCACUUUCAAUUGCUUCUGUGCAAUAAAACCAAGUGCUUCU
Messenger RNA from Marmota monax (woodchuck), 3685 nucleotides. It is a transcript of the gene Nefh, whose product is annotated as neurofilament heavy chain. Lineage: Eukaryota; Metazoa; Chordata; Mammalia; Rodentia; Sciuridae. The record is from RefSeq and is a predicted model, not a curated record. Gene Ontology annotation, molecular function: structural constituent of postsynaptic intermediate filament cytoskeleton. Gene Ontology annotation, biological process: axon development. The transcript has 4 exons. Gene Ontology annotation, cellular component: axon; neurofilament. The coding region runs from base 16 to 3078 and encodes 1020 amino acids.